GAGCCCCCCGCGCCUCCCCGCUCUGCGCGCCCUCCCCGCGGCGGAGGAGCUCCGGCCGGCCCAGCGCCGCUGUCAGCCGGGCGGGCAACCGCGGCCCCUCCGGAGAACUCGGCAGCGCGGCGCCCGGCGCCUCCCCGGUACAUGGAUUACCUGCAGUAAACUUAUGGGCUUCAAUUGCAGCAGACUCAGGUUAAACAUUAGGAAACUUUCUAGUAGAGAGGAUAAUGAAGCGCUGGACUAAAUUGCUUGGGGAAGUCAUCCAUGCCUGGAACCUUUGGAACAGGGUCUGCAAAUACUGCCAGAAGAGAAAUUCAUAGUCCAUCCUCAGCCUCUCUGGGUGACUGCAGAAGACAUAGAAUUGUGUCAUCACAACAGAUGAGCAAGUUGAGGACUAUGUCUGAAUGUAUCCAGCUCUCAUUUGCUGUUUGUAGAAUUGGCAUUUACACGUGUUUUAGAGCACUUUGCUGCAAGGGACCGCCACCACCACGACCUGAAUAUGACUUAGUUUGCAUAGGCCUCUCUGGUUCUGGCAAGACAAGUCUUCUGUCUCAGCUUUGCAGUGAGAGCCUGGAGAAUAUCGUGUCUACCACAGGUUUUAGUAUAAAAGCGGUGCCGUUCCAGAAUGCCAUCUUGAAUGUAAAAGAACUUGGAGGAGCUGACAACAUCAGGAAAUACUGGAGUCGUUAUUACCAAGGAUCCCAGGGGGUAAUAUUUGUAUUAGACAGUGCCUCCUCUGAAGAUGAUCUAGAAACUGCUAGAAAUGAACUGCAUUCUGCUCUCCAGCACCCACAGUUAUGUACUUUGCCAUUUCUAAUACUGGCCAAUCAUCAAGACAAGCCAGCAGCUCGCUCCGUACAAGAGAUAAAAAAAUAUUUUGAACUUGAGCCGCUUGCACGUGGAAAGCGUUGGAUUCUUAAACCCUGCUCCUUGGAUGAUAUGGAUGCAGUAAAAGACAGCUUCUCCCUUCUAAUAAACUUGCUAGAAGAGAGAGACUUCGAACCUUCAAGAAUGUGAAAUCCAAGAGAAAGGAGUGGUUCUCCAGACAUCACUGUACUUGCUCAUUCUGCACGCAGCUUAAUUAUGGUGUGGUAUCAAGACUGAGCUGUGAUAUGUUGUUCAUACAGAGUUAGUGCAGAAUGUCCUUUUGUUAAAAUAAAUGUUCUGUGAGUCAGGUACACAACUAUUUCCAGUAGAGUUGUCUAUGCUACUGAAGUAGGAAGUUCCUCUUUGUUUACCACUAUUUCUGCACACUGCAUGUUGCUUUCUUGCUUUGCGAUCAUCCUUGAUGGGGAAUUUUGCGCGCACAAAAAUAACCUAGUCUGUAAGUCUAUGUGUUACCUUGGAUUUUAAAAAAUAACUAAUAUCUAAAUGAUUUGUGGGUCUAAUUUGUAUUAGCUUGUUUACUGACCUCACAGUAUGGAAAAGCACAGCCACUGAGAACCUAGGAUACCUAAAAGGCAAGCAGUUUCAUGUUAAUGCAAAGGUUAUUCCUGAGGUUUUACUAAGUGAAAACACAGUUGACAAAUUAGUUGAGUCCUUUUUUAAAAUCACUGCAUAACCUUCCAAAGGCAGAACAGUUAUUUUGCUGGAAGUUUGAUGAAAAGUGAAUUAACAAACAGAUGUGCACAGAUAACAGUAUUUGGGGAAAGUAGGUGACAAACAGGUGAUCUAAGUAAAAUAAUUUUCUUAGAAAUAUACAAAAGUUGGACAAAGGAAUAAACUAAUUGAAAGUAGUUUUCCGUAAAAAAAGCAAGGUAAAUGUCUGUUAGUUCAUCUGUGGGGGCUUUAUUACUAGUUAGAAGUAUGAGUGAUUUGAAAUAAGUACUGCUUCCUUUAUCACUCAUUUGUAGACUACUGCUGUUAUUGUAACAUUGCCAAGGCAUCUAUACCAUAAUUAAGGGUCUUCCAGUGUUUGUACUUCUCUUUUCAAGGGGAUUAUGUCUUGUUCUUAACACUUACUCUGUGCUAAGUGUUCCUUAGAAGACAAAAAAGUAUUCAUUGGAAAACAACAUUUGUAAUACAUUUAGAAAAAGCCCCUUUGGUUCAAGUAACACAGUCCACAUUUUCUAUUUCCACGUUUCCCCCAGAUUUGCAGUAUUUUGGCUGCCUUUUGUUUAUUUUUUUAAAACUUUAUAACCCAAUUUUGUUCAUUAAAGAAAUGUGCCAGGCCACUUGUCACUGAGUCAGUGACAACAGGGGACGUGCAGAUCAGUUGCUGGACUGGUGCACACCUUGUGCUGUGCCUUGCGCAUUCAGCUACCCUUGAGUGUCUGCAAACACAAACUGUAGUGAUGUGUCAUUAGUUUCUCAUUAAUUCUGCUUGUGUUCUGAAACUUAUAACGCCAUUUUUCAGGGCUUUAAGCAGCAUAUCUUUCCACUCUGAGCAUUUAUAUUUUGUUUAAUGUUUAUUGUAGUCUCUCAUUAGUUUAUUUGGGGAUAAGAAAAUAGCAAAGAUCAGCUUUUAAAGGCUGAUAAAAGCCAUUUCUCUAUUACUUGCAAUUAUACUCUUUGUUAAACAAAAUGUUUUUAAUAGGUAUUUUUGUUUACUUUUCAAUUUCCUUGGAUUUCCUGCAUUGCUCUCACUGUUUUAACUUGGUUCCUGUUAUCAGAAAGAAGCUGGGAAAAUUGAUAAAACUCCUUGUUUCAUUUUGAGAUAGAAUAGGCAGAAAGCCUGAAAGGCAUCUCCUUGCUUUGUUUUUUUAUUCUCUUUCCUACCAGGUCAAUCGUCUCACUCCUAAUACUCUUGGAAAUAACCAAGAACUGGAAUUGUUCAUUUUGAAGCACAGAGUAGCCCUGCUUUGGUUCAAUUCUCUCUGCACACUUUAGUCAGGACCCAUCUGCCCAUCAGUUUCUCUUGUAUGGGUUAAGGAGGUUCCUUUCCCUGGAUUUAAGAAGGAAUUGGAUCUAAUUUACAAUUUCAAACUCUCUCUUAGCUUACGUGAGAUUAGAGGCUACAGAGUCCUCAGAUUUCCACAAGGUCCCCAAAUUUCUGUCCUGUUUAGAGACAAUGACAAGUAAGUGGUAAGGAGGAGGUGGGAAAAUUACUUGCCAGAGAAGGCAGGCAAAAUGGGGGAUUCAGAGCUUUUACUGCUUUUUCGUUGGCCAUUAGUUAGAAGAUGUGAAAUAACAUUUUUUUACUGUUUUUCCCCUUCUUUCCCUUAGUUAUGGACCAAAAGUUACAGGAAAUGAAAAUAAGCCCAACCAUAUUGCAUUCUUGAAACUUUACUUAUUUCUGCCAUCAGCAGAAAAACCAUCGGUCUGGUCCAAAAACUUUAGUGUUUCCAAGUUACAUUUUGGUCAUGAUCUCCCAGAUAUGCACUGUUAGAAGGUGCUACAUGACUAACAUGAAAAAGGCCCAAUACAUUGAUGAGAAUAUGGUUUUGGCAUAUGCCGGUGGCCACUUAGACUAGGACCUUAAGGCAAAUGUCAACUGCACAGAAGCAGUGAUUUUGAUUUACCGAAUUAUUUUGAGUAUGCUUUUUCUUAUUAAUACAGCGAUCAUUCCUCACCACAGAUUGAAACAAUACCUCAUAACUGCUGAAGGCUAAAACCAACACUUAACUUUACUUUGAAUGUAGUACUUCUGUGGUUUUGUGUUGUAGAUAGACUUAAUGGAUGUGUACCUUUUUAAUGUCUAUAAGCAACUUCACCUUUUUGUGAGGGGAUAAAAACAUUCAGUAGCAGCUCAUGUCAUAAUUCCUUGUCUAUAGUGUUGUUGAAUGCUCUGGCUUGGUAGAAUAUAUAAGCACUAUGCAGUUUGCAUUCUGCUAACCAAUCUCAAUUGCUGCAGUUUUUGUUGGUUUGUUUUGUUUUGGUUGGGUUUUUUUUUUUAAUCUUUUCAAAUGUGUUCAUCAUUUAGGUGGAAUAAACUUGGGCACUAGGCUCUACUUUACUUGCAAGUUCAUUAAGGAGUGAACAUUUUCUUUUUAAAAAAAGAUGUUGUGCUUUAAUGUUCUUUAGCCAUCUGUUAAAUUACUUCGUGUGUGUAUGUGUGUGUGCCCACACUGGGCUUCUCAGACCUGUGGCUGUCUGCAGUGUCUCAGCCGUCAGAGUGAAAACAUUAUCAAUCAAUAUCCAACAACAGCUGGUUUUGACAACCUUCUGUCUGCUGCCUAAUGUUUUACAGCUCAUCAGUAAGACUUCUUUGUCUGCCCACUCUGAGCUGGUAAUCUUACUGCUUCCAUGUCAUGUCCUGUAGUUGUACUUCUAGCAUUUGUAUGGAUAAAAAGUUAAAUCUUAGUGGGUUUUGAUAUUCUUUCUUGCUGUAUAAUGCUCCACGUGUAUCUUGGCUUGCCUAUUCAAAUACACUGUACAAAAAUCUGUGAUGUAUUAUUUCAUUUAACUUCUUGCAUUUCAUUAUAUUUAUAGAAGUUGCAGAUUUUUGUACCGUAUUACUUAAUACAGUUGCCUUUUUGUAAUGGCAAUUAAUUUAUAUUACAAAAGUUUGUAUCUUUUCUGUAGUCAAAAAAUAUUAGUUAACUGCCAUAUUAUCUUAACUUUAUACUAAAAAUACAGUGUCUAUACAUGAAGUUGACCCAAUCAAAUGGUCAACUGCUGACGUGGGGAACCUGUACUGUUUAUGAUUUAUACAUAAUUUCCACUAUCAAAAAAAAAAAAAAAAAAGAAAGAAAGAAAAAAAAAAGAAAAUAAAUGCUGUGUAGAAUUGAGUCGAUAAGUUUUGAUUUCUUGAGAAAGUAGCCAAUUUGGGAGUAUGGCAUAUUACCUUGAUUUGGAAUGUUCAAGAUGAAUUAUUUACCCAUAAGUGUAAAAAAAUAUUCCUGUAUAAAUCAUUGCUACAUCAUAUGUAGUUACACAUUUACACACACAUACAUACAAAAGAGAAAAUUUCAAAAAUUGACUGAUUUUUUUGACAGCAAGAUGUCAUUACUCUGGAAAUAUAUGUAAAUGGUAUUGCAGGUUUAUUGCUGAAACAGAGAUUGGAAUAAUCUUUAUACAGUUCUUCCAUAAUAUUAAAUUGAAAGACAUGUUUAUAUGACUAGAAAUUAUCUUUAAAUAAAUGACAUGGGAAAGUACAUAUACAAAACAAAAGCUACAGAAGUUGAGCAAAGGAAUAUACUCUGGGGAAAAUAAAGGAUUGUUGAAACAGCUCAGUGUUAUCCUAUCGAACACUAUUUGAGUAGAAGAUGCUCUUACAAUGCAAGUUAUAACAGCUGAUGGAAAUAUAGCACUGCUGAGCCAGACUGGAAUUGCUGAUUCAGCUACUAAGGUAUGCUUUUUCCAUGUUACUACUUUUAAAUCUGCCUCUUAACCAAGACUAGGAAUGAAAUGAAAGAUUUUUAAACUGAUAAUUGUUUUUUAAUUCUUUUGUUUCAUAUAAAUCGGAAUUGAAAACCAGCUAAUCAUGCCUCAUUUGAUAGCUCUUGAAAGAAUUUUCAUUAGCUCAUUAGCCCUUUGACCUAAUAGUUUAAACAAAUAAAAACAUCUGUUUGUGUCAGCUGUAGGGUUAGUCAUCCAGAGCCCAGGUUAACACAAGGAUAAGAGAGAGUCCCAUAUCCUACAUGAAGAAAACCCAAACUGUUUUCAGUAUCUGCAGUUGAAAAGGACCCCUGAAAUCAAGUAGGGCUGUUACUGAAUUCUGUUAGGUGAAGAAACAAAAAGAUCAUUACCUUUCUCAGUCCUGAGCCCUCAUGAGUGAACUGACUAAUUUCAUUGUGUGGGUUGGGCUGAAGAUCAGAUCUAAUUUAAAUAGUUCUGGGAUAUUCAUGCUUAAUGUUACCUGCUUAUAAUGUGUUGUAGCUUUUAUCACAGAUACAUUUGGAGAAGCCAAAGUAUGCUGUGUAUAUUGAUUGUUCAUUCACCAGAUUUCAUGGGAAAAUGUAAUAUGUGGUAUUCCGAUGGGUUUUGAUGGGAUAUGUUCAGGGCAACCUUGUUUAUAGAGGGUAUGUUUGUGCAUCAAGCAUGUUCAGCACUUCUAUUUAUGUCUUAAAUAUGCCUCAGUUUUUUAAUCACUGAAUAUCUCUAGGAAAGGCAGAUGUUCAAAUGUCAGUGUUGGUUCUAACAGUAGAUUAUGUAGUUCCAGUUACCUGUGGCAGUAAACUGGGAGAGAACGAAAGUAUUCUAAUCAUCUGUUUGCCAGGUUUACAGUAAAUCCAACUGAAGUAUUUAGCAAAAGGUCCAGUGCUGGUUUGGGAUGAUUAUGGGAGAAGAGACACUCAUUGCCUGAAAAUAACCUGAAUCACAGAAUCACAGAAUAUCCUGACUUGGAAGGGACUCACAAGGAAAAUUAAAGUCCUGACCCUGUACAGAACAGCCAUGAGAGUCAUACCAUGUGCCUGAGAGCAUUGCCCAAAUGCUUCUUGAACUCUGUCAAGCUUGGUGCUGUGACCACUUCCCUGGGGAGCCUGUUCCAGUGCCCAACCACCCUCUGGGUGGAGAAGGUUUUAUUAGGUUCUAAACCUCCCCGACACAGCAUCAAGCCAUUUCCACAGGUCCUCUCACUGGUCACCAGAGACAAGAGAUUGGUCCCUGCCCCUCCACUUCCCCUCCUGAGGAAGCUGUAGACUGUGAUGAGGUCUCCCCUCAGUCUCCUCUUCUCUAGCCUGGUUUUGGUAAAGACCAUAUUUGUAAUGAAAAACUAUUAUAUAGUUAAUUUCUAAGCACAGAAACAUUUCUCACACAUGAAAAAACUAUACCUGUAUUUGAGAACCUGCCCACAUACUAAGAAGAGGUAUGAAUUGUACCUAAAACUGACAACAAAUAAAACCAGCCAUCACAGUGUCUUUUUUUUACCUGUCACCUCAUAAUAGUAAAAUGCUGUUGUUCAGUUUUAUUAUGAUGCUAUGUAACUAUAAUUUAUUGCAUUUCAGUGUGCACUGGAAAGUAUUUGCAUGUAAUAAGUAAAAGAAGAUAAAAAUCCGUUUGUGGUUUGGCAACUUCCAUGUAUGAAGAGCUGCCCUCUUUCUAAGGAGACAUUGAGCAUUGGAGUACAGGAGCCUUAUAUUGUAACUUUGUUAUAAAUCACUGCUAACUGAAAUGCUAAAUAAUGGAAAUCCCAAACAAAAAGUCUGGUACUUUUUAACUGCAUAGUCCCAAAGAUGGUGUGCAGGAGAGAGGAAAUCAAGACUUGGAUAUGAAUGUUGCAAAACCAAAACAAGUUUAAUGGCCAAUCACACAGCAAAGUAUUUGGUGUUUUAACAAUGUGGCAGUCUUGAGUUUGGAAGGUUGAUAGAUUUUUCAGGAUCAAAAGAACAUUUUGUAAAAAGUUUAAUUUUAUAGUAGGUUACAUUUUGGGCCUGUCAACUUUGACACAGUCCCAUUAAAGCAAUAAUUCCUGCUGUGCAUUAAGGUUGACACUCCAAAAAUUUCUUCUAUGGAAAUGAAUCUGUUCUGUGUUCUGUUAGAAAUGCUCAAAUAGCAUUGUUUGUCCUGUGUCACCUUAUUUAUUUGAAAGGACGUAUCCUAGCAUUUCCUCAGGGAUACAUAUACACCCAAAUUGCAAUAAUAUUGUAUCUUUCAAAGACCCCAUUUUUGCCAAUGUCAAAAUUGUCUAUUUUAAUGCUUAUGAAAACAAAUAUCUAUUUGCAAAUCUGUCAGAAUUAUUUUAUUAUAGCAUUCCCAAGUAUGUAAGACCUAGAGAUUCAAAAUAUGAAUGGGAUUGCACCAUUUAAAAUUAGCACUGAUUAACUGCAGUAUCUGGGAAAUUGGUUUUUUUAUUUAACAGUAGAAUGAAAAAUGCAACUCAUAAUUGCCCCAAUAUUUGUCUUGCUGCAAAGAAAAAAUUAGCACUCAUUAGAAUUCAUAUGGGUUAUGACAACCUUAGUCCAUUUUUACUAAAUUGCUUUGUUUGCCAAUCCACUCUGGUUUACACAUGUGUGUCGGUUAAAACUGAAAGACUUCCUUCAAGUAUUUGAAACUAAGGUUGAUUUAAAAAAAAUGCUAAUUGCCUUGUCUAAAAAUAUUUUUUACAUGAUUUGCAGGAGUGUGACUGUUGCAGAAAAAUUCACUUUUGCCUUUAAGAUAUAGAGCAUGACCUUUUGGUUACAGUAAAUACAGUACUGCAAGUCUGGUAAAGUCAUCACAUAUACUAAAGGUAUUGAGACCAUUUACCUCACAUUCCUUCCUAUUAGCUUCCACAAUUAACAUGAUCCACAGCUGAAAAAAUAAUUCUAGUUGUCGCUGAUAAAUGGGGUGAAAUCGUCAAUCACUGAAGUUGACAGUAUUAUUUUAAAAAGAUAUUGCAAACAAAUGUUUACCCAGAGAUAGUUACUGUUGCUGAGAUUUUGUUCUUUGGGGUUCUCUCAUUUCAUUCAUGUUGCUGACUUUGGUGCUCAAUCUCAGAUUAAAGAAGGGGGUUUUUUUGCUUUGGAUUUUUUGGGAGGUUUUUUGUAUUUUGUUUUGGGUUUUUUUUUUGGUUUUUUUUUUUUUUCCUGUAGCACAAAGAGUACCAAACACCCAUACAUCAAAGUGUUUAACAGAACCAGGAGCAUUCCUGGUAACACUCUGAGAUAUAACUUCAGCUUUUUUUUAUUUGUUUUCUUUUCUUGAUAUGAUGUGCAGACCUGAGAUUUUGGUUCAGGCCUGUCUCCACUGAGAGGUGCCAGUAAUACAGAACUCUCCUAUUAUGGACUAAAUAGAUAUCUUGCCUAUUUUUAACGCUCACUUUUGAUCUCUGAAGAAUUUUAAUAUCAAGGUAAAGUAUUACAUGUUGGUUUCAUAUGUAGAUGCUUCAGUGACAUAGACAUUAAUGAAAAUGCAUACAGUGUUCGUAGAGAAGAAAUAUCUUGUUUUUGACAUUCUCAGUGCUGAGGAGAAAUCUUUCAUAAAACUGCUGCAGGAUGGUGAGUCUCGUUCUGUCUGCUUGUGAGAGGCAGUUUUGCUUUAAAGUUUGGUUCAAAACAAAUUGAAUAGAAACUUUUUCCUUCAAGUUUGAUAUUUUAAACUACCUGGAUACUGCCAAUUAGCAUGUUCUCCAGCACUUUGUCUGUGAGAACCAUUUCACAUCUAACCUGAUUAAGGCCUGAGGAGGUGUUCACUACUAGUCAAUGUUUCCAGUUAGUGAUCUGAUCUUUUCAAUUUCUUUCUGCAUAUAACAUUUCUAAAACCCCUUGAUGUUCACACCUGUUUGCACAUCUUGUGUCAGGCAAGUGUACCCUAGGAGUGGUUGUUGAGGCAAGUCUGGAAUUCUCCUGGCAGUCAAGGAUCAGUUUGUUCUCAUUUGUUCCAGAUGAGACACAAUAUUGUGUUCUUUCUCCAUCAAGAACCAUUUUCUCACCAUCUUUUUUGUUUCUAUGUCUGCUUAUUUUGGAUGGGAACUCUGGUUCAUGGAAUAACUAAUGUUGGAUAAUGCAUUUUCUUUUAGCAAAACAGGGACUAUUGCAGGAGAAAUAGUUCUGAGACUCUUUUCUAUGGUCAAAAUUACAGGUUAUGUUGCAAAUACUAACUAGAAAAUGUAAUUGUUAGUCAAUGGGUUUGAGUAUAUCUAAAAGCCAAGAUAAAGUGUAUCCUGUUCUAGCUGACUGAUGCUGAAUAUUGGUUCUCAUCUGCUAAUGUCAGAAUUAAAGUAGAAAAAGUUGCCAAAAAUACAUUGUAUCUGAUUCAGCAGGAAGCUUAGCUCAGUGAGUCAUGAGCCACCAUUCUGAAUGGCACUGAGACCUCCAUCUCUCUGAUGGGAAGCAAAGAUGGCCAUCUGCCUGAACCUAUGACCUGCAGACCAUAAGAUACUUAAUAUGUUUGCCACAGAGCUGAGGGGAGAUGCCAGUUUGAGGAGGCCUUGAUAGCGGCUCUACCUGACUGAGUCAUGCCAACUCACAUCUUCUGCCAGAGAAGGGACUAGUAGUCACUGUUCCAGCAGAGCCCACUGCUUGCCAGUGGCCCACUUGACUUGUCAGGAAUGGUGUGGAGUUUAGAGCCACAAGCCAGCCAUGUCUGGCUUACUGAGACAAGCACUUUUCAAGGCGACGAAAGAAACACUGAAAUGGGAAAAUGAGUGCUGGUGGCAGGCCUCCACACCUGUCAUGCUGUAUUACAGUUUCAGUCUUUGAUUGUUGGUCCCAUAAAGGUGUCGUUUUCUUCAUGUUAUUAAAGCAAUUACAGUUAUUAUACUAAAUUUGUCCUUUCUGAAGGGAGCAAGAAUAAAUGAGAGAGGAUUUGCAUACAAAUUGAGCCUGAUGUGGGGGAAAAUCGGAGCAGGUGGUGAAGCUGUGAGGAGACAUUAUGCAGGAGCAUGGCCGGAGUUGCCCUCCUCCACAACCCGUUGCUGGUGACCCUUUGAGGAAUGUCUCCUGACUGUCUGGUGGAUUCAUGUGAAUGAAGGACAGUUUGGCACACUGUUAUCCUGGGCAGAUCAAAGGCCAGGCAUUGGCUGGAUGGAUGGACAGAGGAGGCAUGUGAAAGGCCUCCCCUCCCACUGGCAAGGCCUUUUCCUUGGCACUGCUCAGCCUUCCCCCACCUCUUCUCUCAAAGACAUACCCCUGUGUAAGGCAGCUCUCCUGCCCCGUGCUGCCAGGUAGGAUGCCUGCCUUUGCUGCAGGAGCACCUGCCUCUCAGUGUGGUGGGUUCCCCUGGCCUCAGUCAGCCGGGAUAGUGAGUAGUGCUCUGGGACUGCACCUCCCAUUGCAUCCUAGGAAGGGUGUCAGGUUGCCCAUGCAGGUGUUUGUACUUCAGAAGAGGAAGACAUGGUGGGCAGCAGGCUUCCAAGCCCAUCCAAAGUGACAGUAUAUUUGGCUUUUGGACAUGGAAAGCCAUUGCUCCAGUUUCCCACUGCGGUUGUGUUUCUUUACACAAAGUUCCCCUUGUGUGUCUAAUGACAGGGGUAGGGGUUCUCACUCAUGAAAGUGCUACAAAAUAUUAGGAAAUAAAGCUAUUUUUUUUUCUGAGACUGAGUUUUAUAGCCCAAGUCACUGCUAAACAAAGGAUCAGUGGUGUGGAGGAAACACAAGUGCCUGGCCCUGUCCUUGUUAGGUUUGGACUAGUUUCAGCACAACAAGCCUGGUACUGAGUAAUUGAUGUGCAAAUUAAUUUUAUGAUAUUACUAGUAGAUGAAAAGUGUAUCUGAAAUAUACAUUACUUGCAAAUGAACCUUUGUUAUAAUGGGUUGUCCUCAUUGAAACAGCCCUGGAACAUGCUGUUUAAAUAAGAAAGAAUGCUGUUGUACUUUAUUUUUAGUAAUGUCUUUUGAUGCUGAAUAAGAUUCUUUGAAUUCCUACAGAUGUGAAAAAAAAGCAGCCCUCUUUCUCUUUUUUAGGAAAAAAAAUUGUGUUUACAUUUGUUUUAUAAGUGGGAGAAUGAUUAUAAGUUGUAUCUUCAUGGUCAGCAUUGUCAGCUAUAUUAUAGGGCAAUAACCAAGUUGCUUUCCUGGCUUAACAUGUACAUGGAUAUCAAGACCAAUGAAGGUAAAAUUAAACCAGUGAAUGGCUGUCUGUGUGAAGGUUCAUAUUAAUUUUUAAAAGUCUAUAGCAGUAACAAGUGUAGCAGAUAUCCUAAAUCAGAACAUGAGGAUGACGUUGAAUCAUCUCAACUAUUCUGAAGAGUUUCUCUGUGUUUCAAUGUCUCCACUGAAAAAGAGUAACUGGAUAGAGCAUGAGCUACCAGAAUCAUGGCUGUUACUGCAGAUCUGCUGCUUUAAUCAUGACAACUGUUCUGCUUUUCAGUCAUGGUUCAAGAUUCAUCCAGAAAUAUUCACUUAUUUCCAUAGUUAAAGUUAAGUCACUGAUACAGAAGUUACUAUCUGGGCAUUCAAGUGUGGGAUUACCAGCUUUUUACUUGUAUAUUUUCCUCUGCAGCCACAGAAGAAAUAAUUUCCUUUUUUUUUUUUUUGCACUGUGGUAUUUAAAUGUGAGAAAACGACUGAAAGGAUAAUAAGUUAGGAAAGCUAAUUCUCCUUUUCCAGGCAAUGAAGAGAAACCACAUGGCAGGUAAAAUAUCUUGCUUUAGAAAUCCUGGUGGACUCAUUGAUUUACAGAGAUCUGUCCAGUUCUCACAGUUAUUAAACCAGAGGGACUAAGAUUUGGAGGACAUCACCAACUAGUCUUAGUCACAGUGCAAGUAAACAAAUUUCUGUAAUUUAUAUUUUUGAUGACUUUUAAAAAAAAAUUGUCAAACCUAUACUUCUGACCACUCCAUGGCUUUGUAAUCUCAUAAUAACACAGCUUAUACUUCUGAAAUUCAGCAAAGUUUGUGAAUACAUUUUUCCUUAUAAUAAGUGAUCUUUUAAGAAUGAAGAAACAUUUUUCUUUUUUUUUUUUUAAAUCAAUAUUUUAAAAAAAUUACUUGCUUUGGUCAUAGCUAAUUUAGCCCUGAUGAGGAUUUUUUCAUAGACAGAAUAGAAUAUUAUAGUUCAAUUAUAAAGGCCUGCAACAAUUAUCUAGUCUGUCUGCGUCAUUAUUUGAGGAUUUGGACCAUUGUCCAAACCUGUCCACUGACCAGCUGGGAUCCCUGACCAUCUCUCUAAGAAGCCUGUUGCAGAGUUUGACCACUCUCUCAUUAAAGAAAUACUUCCUGAUGUCCAAUCUAAAUCUCCCCUUGUAUUGCUUUGAACCAUUUCCUGGCAUCCCGUGACAGGAUGCCAUGGAUCACUACCAUAAAUAGCAAAAAUGCUAAUUUUUGGACUUUGUAUGAACUUUUUCAGAAAACAUUUUCUGCCAUAAUCUGUCCAUCAGAACCCUGUUUCUUCUCUUUAUCUGCAUCUGUUACUCAGUACUAAUUCUCAUUUUACACUCUCUCAAGCAUUCCCCUUACACAGAAGAUUCUGAAAUGCAAACACUUUCAAAUACAUUUCUGCAUUCUUAGUGAAAAAACCCAAAACCAAAAAAACUCCAAACCCUAGGGGUUAGUAUGUUCAAAACAUACAAUAUGUUUUUUAUUUAAUGCAAAGAGACACAAGAAAAAAAGACAUGUUGACCUCACUCCAGUAAGUUUUUCUCAAAAACAUUGCAAAAUAUAUGUAAACUCCCUUGGCCUAUUCAACCUUUCCAGAUGCAUCGCUCUCCUGGGUACCUAGACAGAUGUAGAGUCAAGUGGAAGUGCAGAUAAGCAUGUUCUCUACCACCACUGUACUGAGAUAUGCAGACCUCCAUAUGGAAGGCAAAUAUCAUCAAUUUUUUCCCCAUUUUAAAGUUUCUUAUGAGGAAAGUUUAGCCCUACCUGUGGUUACAGCACAAAGGAAAAAUCUUUUCUAUAUGCAUUUUAUAAAAUAUCUCUUAUGUACUAAUUUAUGGGACAUUAUAGCUGGUAUACACGAAAUAUUUCAGUAUUUAUUUCUCCAUCAGAAUUGCUCAGGUUUUUCUUCACCUGUCAAAAUGAAUUGCCUCUACUGAGCAGUGUCUCAGUGUUCUGCAUGUCUCUAUUCUGUGGUUGCUUUAAGGCCACAGUAUAUCAGAUUCAGCUUCUUAAACUAAAAGGUGUAGGAAAUUCAGGGAGAAAAAUAUUACCAAAGUAACUUCAUUAAAGAGUCCUGUAUGGAAGAUCAAUGUCUUUUCUCAAAAUGCACUCAGAGAAAAUGUUGUGUUGAAAAACAAUAAAAAAUAUUACACUGAUGUUUCAGAGGUUGUAAAUGUGAGAUUCUGUUACCAGAAUUACUUUAGUGUCAUAUAUACUUGCCUAUAAUUGACUUUAUUUUGAAAUUUUGUCAUCUAUCUUCAUUUCUCUAUCUGCCUUUGUAACACACCUUUUCAAACAGCACAUGGUCUGGUUUUCAUUCUCAGUAAAAUUCCCUGUCCUCCUGCAGUUAUCCUGAAUGUCAAAAUCAGGGCAUAACUUGCCCACCUUCAUGCUAAAGCAUGACUCCUCUUAUGGGGAGUUGCAGCUCUUGUUUUUCAGACCUAUGGUUCUGAAGGUCUCACAAAAUCUUGGGAUUAUACAUUUUUCCCUCAUCUGUGAAAUCUCUUCAUACCUGCAGCAUUUACACAGCAUGGAAUGAGUGUCCAGUAAUGAAUGACAAUGAAUGAAAAGACAGAACAGAUGUUUUUGGAGCAAGAGAGCCUUUCCACAAUGUGUGCAGGGUGAAUUUGGCAAAUCCACAUAAACUGACUAGAGAGGAUGAUAGGUAUCACCCUCCAUCGCUUAGGGCAAAUGUAUUUCAGAAACAUAAGCUUGGUGUCUUCAUCUAUCACCUUCAAAACAACGCCCUAAUCCAUGGUCAUGGUAUCCUGGAUGUGGGUUGUGAGGUCAGGUAGAAGAAGUGAACUUCUCUGACUGGCCUGAUCAUUCUGCUCUCCUUUUACCCGGGCAGGCAGGUUGACUUUUUUUUUCCAUCUGAAGGGCAUCGUGCAGUUCUCUGAACAGGUAAGUCUGGUGCCUAUCCAGAAACCGACUAGUUCAGAACACCGACUCUCAUCUUACCUAUUCAGCUAGAAGGAUAGAAACCCACUAAACUUUCACUCAUUUUCUGCUUCAUUUCUUGAUCUUCAGGAUCCUAGAAAAGGCUCCAGCAUCCAAAGGACUGGGGCUCCUUCUCAUACAGCUGUAGUAACCAUGAGCCCUGGGAAUGCCUUGAGAAGUGACUUGGCUGCAGACAUCUUCAUGGAAGGUGGUGUCUGUGGCACAGCUCAGCACAAAGGCUGCCUAAUGUCACAACUUAGCUCCCCCAAAAACAUGGCACAAUGCUAGUAGCUCUGCUCAGACAAUUGCCAGAUAACAUCUCAAAAGCAUUCUGGGAAAUGUUUUCCUAAUUGACUAUUUAUCUCAGAGUCCCUCUCCUCUCAAGCAAUUGAAAUCUUGCUGGGCAAAAGGGUGCUUUUUAGAAUCUGACAUACAUCUUAGUGUUGAGAGUAUUCAGGAUGUAGUGUUGUCUUUCAAGGAUGCCAGUUAUGUCUGCAGCCUUCUACAGUCUUCAUUGUCUGUUGAAUAAAAGCUGAGACCCACAGUGCUGCUGGCAUUCAGACCAUCCUCACAUGAACAGUUGUUUACAGGUGUAUGUAACAGUUUGAAGCACGCAUAUUUUCAAAUAGUGACUGCUGCAUGGUCUGUAGCUAAGCUAUCUUGCAAUCCAGACAGAACAACAGUUUAAAAUAGAUGAACUUGUGUCAAUAUUUCCCCAUUUUUAUCUAGGUUUCAUGGAGCGCCUUUGAAAGUCUGUCUGGGCAGUACUAGCUGUUAGCUCUCUAGGGAAUAUGUUUUGUUUGAUUUAAUUAUAAUAAUGUUUGAUAUAACAAUCUAUUUCUACCAAUUCUUCUCACAUCAAUAUUUAUUCAGUGCCAUAGUUUUGUGUUGUUGGAACAUCCUGAUUUAGCAUUAUUAUUCUCCUAUGGGUCUGUCUCUGUUAUUCAAACAACUUUACAAGCCUACAGCAUUAAGCCUCACUCCAUUCUUUACAAAAACGAGGACUUUUUUCCUUCCAUUUUGCAACAAGGGAGAUCAAAUGCAAAAUGAUUUUGACCUGAAGAUCAUCUGGACUCUGAAGCAAUGCUGGUGCUUGAACACGGGAUCUCACUGCAGUGCUUUCCCUAUGCAAUUAAGGCCUCCCACAGAUUAGACUAGCAAAGCAAGUUUGCAAUCCUUUCAUGUUAAGCUACCCAAGGCACUUUCACUUUGGUAGCCCAACAAAAUUUGUCUGGGGCUUGAUUUCAUUAAACUCAACCAGCACACAGUCCUAUUGUACCUUGCAAACAGUCAUGACUCUCUUCUGCAGCUGUUUCAGGGGAGACAAGGUUGUGUACCAGCAUGACUUGGGUUUUAGUUUUGCCAGAGUCCUUUGGGGUAAAAGCUAUGUUUUGCAUCACAGUACUACAGUUUUGUGCAGGCAAUGUGUACAACAGUGUAAUUUUACCUGGUACAGGAAUUGUGUACUUACAUCUUGGGUCAUAUUAUGAAGAGGAUUUAAUACUUGUUUUCAUGAAAGACUAAUUUUAAAGAGGCUUUUGUCUAAACAGUUAAUAGAUUUUUACUUUAUCUUUUUGAUGUGUUCUGUACAAGAAAGGAUCUGUUGAAUGCAGUUCAUUUCUUUCAGCUGUAGCUAGGCAUUCACAUAUAUCUUCUAAACAAUAUGAAGUAAAACCCAGUCAGCCAUGAAGAAAGGAUAUCUGUUUACAGUUUAGAAUCUGUGCUAUUACAUAUUUGAAACCCUCACUAUUGGAUUUAUGGAUAGUUCGUGUUGUUAUUUAAAUGUUUUAUUUGUUUCUUUACUAUAAUUCAAACCAAUUAGUUUCUAAAUUUCAGACAAAGUUGAAACUGAUUCAGUUUAAACUGAAUGGGUUCAUGUGGCUAUUUCAGCCUCAAAGAUUUUGAACUAUGUUAAAUCCAUUUACAGUUUUAGUGAAAAAAUAGGGAAAUACAUUAAAUUUUUCUUUAAAGUAAGUAGUUUAAGAUUAAGUAACUUAUUUUCAAAUGAAAAUGUACUUGUAAAUUAGAUAUGCCAUAAUAUUACAUCUUUUGUGAACAUGAUAUAUCCAUCUGUACAGUUAUCCCUGACUCACCAGAGCCAAAUAGCAAUUGAACAUUCUUAAUACCACACAGUGGUACUAGUGCCACUUCUUGCAACCCAUACUUGUUUUUUCAAUAGGUCUGUAUCUACCUUCAUGAUCUGAAAGGACUACAUACAGAUGUGUUGCAGCAGAUGCUUGUUUUAUGUAGAUGUGGUGAGAGUAUAUGCCUCCUUUCUUUCUGUUUCCAUCUAGAGUUGUUUUCUCAGUACUACUUCAUACAAGAUAAAUUCCCAUCCAUCUUAUUUUUGCUGUCCUAAUGCUUUCCAGUAAAAUGCUUUGGGAUGACUAAUACCCAGGUGAACCUACAGACUCCAUCUAGUUUCUUUGGUAGUGAGUUUAUGAGGAAAAGUAUAUUUCUGCCCUACCCUCCUCCCUUGCUCUUCGUCUUCAGACCCUGGUGUCUGCACCAGUGGUGCAGCCUCAGUUUCCACUACGACAACGUAGAGCAGCAGAAGUGGGAACCACAGUCUGCAUAGAGCAGUGCAUCCCUUUCUCAGAGAAACCCAAUCUGCAUAAACUGCCACACUCUGAAGUUUUUAAACUUUCACCUUACUUCACAGUUUUCAAGUUAAAAUAAACUGCUUGACUGCUUAAUUGCAGCUGGAUUGUAAAUCUUCUAACAGUCAUCUGUCUUCUACAGCUUGCACACACCAGGGCGCUAAGCACAAUCACAGAGCCUCACCAAAACGAGGUAUGUUUGCUGCAAAUUCUAAAUAUGGUACAAUUUUUGUGCUGUAUCAUUUUGAUUUUGUGCUAUUAUCUUUUCAAUUAAGAUAUUGCUGUUUCUUUUGUUCAUGGAGACAAAAGGAAAGAGAGCAAACGCAUAAUAGACAGUCCCUGGUUUGCAGUAUUGGAAUAGAUGAAAUACAUUUCACUGUCUUGACUGUAUCAGUGCACUCAAGCUGGAUAAAUGAACUGAAAAGGCCUCUGACCCAAAAUAAUGGUAUACAAAAUGCCUCCUUCAAUUAUAUUGAAUAUGAACCAACUAUAUUUUUAAGAGGUUGUAUCUCGUAUGUCUGUAUUCAGUCCUGUUUCUUCCCCCACCUCUCUGUGCUGCCUUUCCUUGUUAAUUCAUUUAAACAGGGUUUCUUUCUGCUCAAUUUGCAUUCAAAUGGCUGUCAGGGGAAUUUAUGGAAAUAAUAUAAGUGCUUUUAUCACUGUG
Molecule: messenger RNA, 17541 nt
Organism: Corapipo altera (White-ruffed manakin)
Lineage: Eukaryota; Metazoa; Chordata; Aves; Passeriformes; Pipridae
Gene: ARL15
Product: ADP ribosylation factor like GTPase 15
Exons: 9
Coding region: 262-1014 (250 amino acids)
Molecular function (GO): GTPase activity; GTP binding
Source: RefSeq, a predicted model, not a curated record